GUUGGGAGGAGUUGGCUGAGAUAGAAGUGGGACGGAGGAGCAAGCGAUCUUGCUAGCUACGGAGCGAGAGAGCGAGCGGCCAACAGGGGAGAUAGGUGUAGACUUUUCUUUUAUUUGCUUCAACUUUUAUUUUAUUUGCUUCAACUUUAUCAUUUCAUUUUUCAUUUGGAUAUUUUAUGCACAUAUUUUCCUGGACAUUUUAGACAGAGAGGAGUAGCAGUAGGGUUAGAGGCAAGGUUCGGAGUUACUGUUGCGUGAGGAUUUUUAAGGAGUUUAUUUUAAACCGGAGGGGAUUUUACCUGAAGAGAUGGCCAGCAUCGUCAAUAUGUAAGUAGGAUUUCUUCUGCCUCUUCUUUUUAGUCUUCUGGAGCGAGGGCUUGGGGUCCCCCACACGGCCAGCAUCCCCAUGGAAUUUAACAUUUUCCCGAAGAGCUUAACUUCUCUUCGCGCGCCCCCCCCCUCCCUGCCGUCCCAUUCUCCCUCCCUCCCUCAUUGUAGCUCCUCUGCUUAGAGUGAGCUGCCGUUAGCGCCAAGGAUGCAGGUUCGAUACCCAUAAGGUACAGCUGCAUAUUCCUGCAUUGAAGGGGGUUGAACUAGAUGAUCCCCAGGGUACCUUCCAUGAUUAUUAUUUUUUGGAUGCUUUUUAUUACAUUCAUAGCCCACUUUGCAUCCAAGCAGUUUAAGGUGGUCUUUAUGGCUUGCCUUUCCCCCUGUUUCCCCCCUCACAACAAACCUGUUCGGCAGGCUAGGAUGGGAGUGACUGGACCCAAUAUCAAACAGCGCACUUCGUGACUGAGUGGGGAUUUGCGCUCGGAUCUCCUAGUCCAGAAUUCUAACCACUAUACACCCCCCGCCCUCGCUCUACCCCUUCUCCGUUUCUCAACUCUUCGGACGCUCUGUCAGUCUUCCUGUCAGUCACUCUGGCACUAAGAGAGUUUUAAUCGCAUUCUUCGGCUCGUCUAAUGCCUUGAUGCUUUGACGACCCUCCUAGAAGCCCCCUUAGUUCUCCAGGCUGGGCAGGGUUUUCCUAAAAGCAUUAUGCUGAGGGUUCUUUUAAACGCGGGAAAUGUUUCCCUUCUCUUUGCUUUGCCGGGGGUGGUGGGGUGGUGGUGGGGAGUGUUGGAAUCCCCCCCCAAACAUGAGGUGCACUACUGUGUUCCUGUGGAGAGCCCUUUGGGGUCUGUGGGUGCAUAAAAAACACGGAGAGAGCCCUGGCUCAGAGGGAAAGACCAUCUAGUUCAAACAGAUGUGUCCUGUAAAACUCACAAGCGGUAGCCCGCUCCUGCGGCUUGUCCUCUAGCAGUUGGCUCCAGAGGUAGAGUGCCUCUGUUCAUGGAAGCUCUAUAUAGCGAUGUUCGGUAAUGGUAAAAGAUGCUGUUUUUCUCCUCCAACAAUUGGUGUAAUCUGCUUCCCAGCCCGGCAGGCUACGUGUCCUUUGAGCAUCAGGUGCCUGCAAAUUUCAGAAACUGAUUAAGUUCCCACCAGCGUUCUGAAAUCAGAUGAUUCAAAGCUCUCCCUCUCUCUCCUUUCUCUCCAAGUCCAUGAUCAUCUUGGAUAACUCCUUCUUGCUCCUUUCCUUGUUGGUUUUUAAAAUAAUAAUAAAGAUUUCUUAGGUGUUUUUUUUGUUAAAUGCAUUGUCUCUUUUUUCAAGCUGUGUUUUCUACGGAUCAGUUUCAUUUGUUGUGAGACAUUAGUGUUGCCUGCAGUGUUAGGUUUGGAAGAAAAGGGGGUCGGGGGAAGAGGGGGGGUCGGGUGGCAAUGCUUCUAUUCUGCUUAGUGUAUUUGUGGGUUCACUUACUAUUCACUUGUUGCAUUUCCUUGGUUGUGAAUAUUUUACCAAAAAAAAGGGCAUUGUCUCUUUUUUCAAGUUGUGUUUUCUACGGAUCAAUUCUACGGAUUUGUUGUGAGACAUUAGUGUUGCCUGCAGUGUUAGGUUAGGAAGAAAAGAGGGGGGGAGAGGGGGAGAGGGGGGGUCGGGUGGCAAUGCUUCUAUUCUGCUUAGUGUAUUUGUGGGUUCACUUACUAUUCACUUGUUGCAUUUCCUUGGUUGUGAAUAUUUUACCAAAAAAAAGGGCAUUGUCUCUUUUUUCAAGUUGUGUUUUCUACGGAUCAAUUCUACGGAUUUGUUGUGAGACAUUAGUGUUGCCUGCAGUGUUAGGUUAGGAAGAAAAGAGGGGGGGAGAGGGGGAGAGGGGGGGUCGGGUGGCAAUGCUUCUCUUCUACUUUGUGUAUGUGUGGGUUCACUUAUUAUUCACUUGUUGCAUUUCCUUGGUGGUGCGAGGUUGGGGGGGGGGGUGACCUAGGGUGUUGGUGGUGGUCUUUGGUUGGCUGCAGUGAGAUUUGUUUUUGUGCGUGAGUGGGCACCUAGGGUACAAAUAACCAGAAACCUCGUCAAACUAUACCUCCACAACAACAACUCCUCGUGGUAACAAAUCAACAAAUACCCGAGGAGAUGCAACAACACCAAAUUUCCUUGUUGAUACGAUGUCCUGCAGCCGAAGUAGCGUGUUUGUGUUAUUGCUACGCUGCAAAGACUCCGUCUUCUCUUACACACACACACACACACCAUUUUGGUUGUAGGCUUCUGUCUCAGCUUUUGAGAUAUGUUGGGGAGGGGGGUUUACUGGGUUGUUUUUAACCUUUAUUAUGCAUUUUGUGUUUUUAUAUUGUGAUUUUUAUAUUGCAACCAGUGCUUUUUUUCUAAAAAAAAAAUGUUUAGGGGUAAUCUCAUUUUGACUCAAGAAAAUCACCAUUUUAUAGUUCAAAUCGGGGGAAAUAAAUGCAGUACAGUAAAUGCAAAGAUUCAAAAAAUGUUUAGAGGUAUGCGUACCCCUGCAUCCCCAAGAAAAAAAGCACUGGUUUUAACUGAGACCUGCUGGUAUAGGGCGGUAUAACAAAGCGGGUUCUCCUUCAUGGAGAGCAUAUGUUGCGGUGGGAGCAACCAUAACAUCCCCUGUUGCUGGGCGGGUUAGUUUGGAUGGCCACAAAUUUGAUUGGGCCCCCCCAAUGUUGCUUGGGAAAAUUGAUGGUUGCAAUUUUAUUUGAUUGAUGGGGGUGCUAUAUAGGUCCCUGUGCACAGCGUUGAACUUCCUCUUUUCGCUGUGCACAUCGGAUUACCCGCCCACCGUCCCUUUAAUUAGGGUUUGUUUGCGUUGAUCUUUCUAUGCCUGUCAUCGGGUCAUCUGCUUUGGAGCAGGGGCCUGGUAGGAAUUUUACUAUUUGGCUGAUUGGCUGGGGCCAUUUGGGUUUGCCUACUGCGUAGCAAAUCGUCACAACUUGUAAGGUUGCAGUUAGGCAUUGGGGUAUUUUUGUUUUGGUUUUUUAUUAAAGAUUUUCUUGUUUUACAGAAGUAUGUGUAAUGUCUCUUGUAUUUUUUCCAUGUAACAUUUUUGCAAAUCAGUUUCAUUUGUUGAGACAUUGGGGGGAAGGGGGGGAGAUGGGGGGGUCAGGUGGCGAUGUUUCUAUUUUGCUUAAUGUAUGUAGGGUUUGGUGUCAGCGUUGCUCGUGCUGUUCAUUUGUGUUUCUUUGGUGAUGAGAGAGGUUGGGGUUGGCCUAGGGUGUGGCUGUUCAUUUGUUAAUUUUUUGGUUGGUGGAGGGGAUGAGGUUGGCUGUGCCUGCCCCUCCAAUGCUGCUGCAGCAAGGGUAUUCCGUUAAAGGAAUCCAGGGGCUCGCCAUGCUUUUGUCUGUAUCCCUGACAAAGGGCUAGGGCCCCAGGGAGCAUUUGGGGAGAGGUGUGAGCCUGGCUCCCAGCUUUAUUCUUUCCCCAAAAUUGUUUACCAUUACUGACUUCCGUACAGGUGUGGUUGUCAGUUCUGUUCCUACCUCCAAGUGGGAACAGAUAGUCGCUAACCAAUGCCUAAGCAACUACUCACUUACUGUAAUUCAAUAACGUUGUGGCCAAAAUUAUGCCAAAAACCAAAACAAAAAUGAUGUGUGAACCGUGUUUUUAUUCAGGGGUGUCUUGGGGGUCCUGGACACGCAACAGCAACAACAACGUCUGCUCCUCUCCUUCUCUUCUAGGUUCAGGAGACUGAGGGACAUGAUAUUCGGGGAGAGGACUGAGCCCCAGAAGUCCAGGGCUGCUGUGCGCCCAGGUGAACAAAUGCUUCAUUUUCAUUUUGGAGCAUAAGGAGGAGUGGCCUUAAUGCUUUAAUACUCAACUGUGGAAAAUAAGUAGAAAUGAACUAACGUGUCCCCACGUCCUUUCCUUCUUCUCUUGUUGCAGAUGAUUCAGUGACUGUCAGGCCUGUGGUAUCACGUGCGGUUAGUAUUUGAGAAAACAGCACAGUAUAUACUAAAUCCCUCACCCACCCACCCCCAUCCACCAAUGCUGUUUAUACCCCCAUUUAGGCGGUCUCAGAUGCAGAGAAGCCCUCCCGCCAUGAAUUGACAGCCUUACUCUUGCCUUUUCAGCAACAGGAGAAGGAUGAGUCGUUCCUCUCUUGCGUGCUGGCCACUUGCUCGGAGGCCCGCAUGAGAGAAAAGGACACGUUGAGGUACUCAAAAAAUCUGGCCGUCAAGUCAAUUGCGGUAAGUGACAGGUUGCAUGAGGUAUCCAGGGGUGAGGUGGGCAGGAGAGCUGGGGCGGGAUUUGGGGGAUGUUGGGCAGAAGGAAGGCUUAGCGGGGUCUGGCCAAGAGAAGGGUUGGGCAGGCAUUUGGCAUUAAAUUGCCAAUUCCUGCCCUGAGUUUGGGGUUGGAAGAAUCCAGCUGAUGUCCAUAGGGAACUGACUUUCCCCCGCUCUGCCCUCUGUUCUCUAUCAGGAAAUCAUGGGACGGAUUCCGUGCUUUACGCACCCUGAAUUGGUUCUUGCUAUGGCACUGGAGGCUCUUUACCAACUGAGGUACGCUGGGUUCUUUGAGCUUGACAACGAGCUGAGCAGGGGGGGGGGGGCAGAAUGUGGAAAGGUGUUACCAGACCUUGCCACUUAGAUUGGAAUUAGAUUGGAAUAAUUGCUUACAAUUUCUUGAGUUUUUUGCGUUCAAAAAGCUUUAUUUAUGCAGCAACUAUUUACAGUAUGAGUGGAGGAGAUGUGAGAGAGAAAAUUAACUAAGACCUAGAGGCUUGCAUACAAAGUGCCAGGUAGACUGCCACAUAAACAGUGCCCCCGUAUGUUUAUUUUAAUUUUACCUUUAUUCAUUUUAUCCUGUAAAAUUUAUACACUGCUUGAUUGUAAAAAGUGGUUUAAGCUAACACAUGCAUUCACUAGAAGUUCAAGAGAAUGUAAUGUAUUUGAUGCCCCCCCCCUCAAUAUGAGGAAGACUCCAAGGAGACAGAGUCUAAAAACUUUUCCGUCCAUCUCUCCAGCCUCAUGAAGCCCAAAUUGCCACUGAAGCUCCACAGCCUGAUUGUGCAUGCAGCCUUUGCGGCUGUCGUUGAGGUGAAAACUGAGGCCGACAGACAUGUAAGUUGUUAGUUUUGAAAUUUGACUUCUAUGGUUAUUUCUUCUUCACACACUUUAAGUAUUGCACCCAUUGCUCAACAUCUGAUCUCUCUUUCUUCUGCUUGGCACAUCCUCUCCCUCCCUCAACGGACCCAUGUGGAUGAAAAUUGCCAUUGUCUACAGGAGCUGGACGAACGUUAUACUCUGAUGCUAGGAGGCCUCCUCUGGGAAGCCCCAAGCGCUAAGCUCCUGAACUUGCUGAUGAAUGUAAGUAUAUUGAUGGCAUCAGUGGCUGUUUUACCUAGAAAGCUUUCAUGGAAAAGCCGCCACCUAGCAUACACUUUCUCAGCAGUGCACCUCUUGGGCCCUUCCCCUCUUGGAAGGCAAGCUGGCCGCAUGGAAUAGCCAGCAAAGGCCCGCUUGCCCAAACAGCUAAAGGAGGGCCUUUGACGCAGAGCUACAAUUUAGGGCUGGAGGACAUUGCCAUUUUAGAACAGCUGAGGACAGUGAGAAAUGGAUCUCUCUCUGAGCGUGUAAGGGGCUUCACAGUGGUCUGUCUCUUUCACCCAGACCAGCCCGAUUCUGAGGUCUUCUUUCCUCCCACAGGAACUGAGAGGUUACGCCAAAAGUCCAGUUGCAGCGGAGAGGCAGCUGGCAGCCAGUGGCAUUGGCUCGCUGAUGUCCUAUGCUAAGGCGCUCCGUCGCCUGAAGGUAAGUAUCUCACCUUUAUUUAUUAAUUCCUUUGGCACACUUACAUCUCACCUUAACAGCCCCAAGAGGCUCCCAGAGUGGCUUACGAAAGGAUCCCCACAGUCUGGUAUCAGGCACACAGCACAAUGUGUGUCCCUGGGAUGCCAGACAAUUCUGGAGACAUUUCCUGGCCUCUUCCUUGGUGUUACACUUCCACCUCUGCCUAGUAGGCUGCAGGACCCAUGGAAGUCGCCUGGGGCAAGGGAUUGGGGCCAGGCAAUAGAACUCACUCAUCCCAUGAUGGAAGCAAGUCUUCCCUGGCUUGAGUCUGCUUCCAUGUUCUCUUGUACCCAUUAUUUGUGGAGCGUUUAGUAUCAGAUUGGUCAUCUGGUCCAGUACUGUAUUUUCUUUUCUCUACAGAAUGUUCUCGUCCCUCUGGAGCUGGCUCACUUCUGCCCCAAAGAAGGUAAGACCCACAGCCUGGGGAUGUGGGACUCACUUUCCAGACUAGGGCGGGCCCACUCAGUAGCUGCAGUAUCCUUGCUUGAGGCAGACCUCCUGGGUCAUGUGGCUAUGAAAUCCUGCCACAGGACAAACGUGGCUAUUUCCCUCCAGGGCCAAACUGCAGGCUUGGAAGGAGUCAUUGCCACCAAAGACAGGAUCCAUAAAUAGAACCCCUGCCCUGUAUGGUUUAAUGGGUACCAGGUAAAUUUGGGGAAUCAGUAAAUGUGACAUAAAUUAAUCUCUUUUCUCCUUCAUUUUCUUCCAGAUGACAUAGUGCUUAGUGUCGAUUUCAAUUACGCACAGAAGACCGAAGUCUAAGUUCCGAGGCUCAGCAAUUAUGGAGCGGCAAUUUUUGCUUACUGUUUAAUUGUGUGUGUUGUUGCUAAUUGUGUUCAUUGCUGUUGUUUUAGAAUUAUUUCCUAUGCAAUACUACAGUGGUACCUCAGGUUAAGAAUUUAAUUCUCAGUCUCAGUCAGUUUUAUUGCACAUAGCCAAAGGCUGCCGCAAUGUACACAAAAUUAUUUGACAAUUAAAAGAAAAUAUACUGAAUUGAUAAAAAAAGACUUAAAACAUUUAUAUUAUUAAAACAUUACGUACUCUAAACAAAGCUAUAAAAGUACCCCAAUGUACAAAUAAAAACAUUAAACAAUAAAAUUCAUAAGCUAAAAUCAUCACAUGGUCACUAAUGUUAAAAACAAUAUCAAUUAAUACAGUGUGCAAUUUAUACUCAGAGUUUGGUGACAAAGAUAGAGCAUAGCCUGAGGUAGAUAGAUAGGAUCAAAUAAAUUCAUCUCCUUUACAGUUAAUGGCUACCUCGGCUAUAUAAUUUGCUCUAAUUUUCCUAGCAGCAGUUGCAAAAAGUGCUACACGCCAGGUCACAUACUUAUCUGUGUCUGCAAGGAGAUAUAACAUCAUGUCAAGGGGGUUCUGGCCAGGGGACCCAGUCAUUAUAGGUACCAAACAUCUCUUUCUUGCAUCAUUAUAUAACGGACAGUGCAAGAUAUAAUGCAUAAGGUAAGAAUUUAAUUCGAUCUGGAGGUCCGUUCUUAACCUGAAUCUGUUCUUAACCAGAAGCAUCACUUUAGCUAAUGGGGCCUCCUGCUGCUGCCGCAGCACAAUUGCAGUUCUCAUCCUGAGAUAAAGUUCUUAACCCAAGGUACUAUUUCUGGGUUAGUGGAGUCUGUAACCUGAAGCGUCUGUAACCUGAAGCUUCUGUAACAUGAGGUACCACUGUACUUUUAAAUUGCUUUUAAAGUGUUGCUUUUUAAAUUGUCCUUGUAAAGGAAAGUGUUCUGCUAAUGUUGAUUGUAUUCUGAAUUGCUUCAAGAAGCCUCAUAGCAAUGAAUAAUAUUAAGAGUAAUAAGUAUUUUACCUGCCUUAAUUAUAAUAAAGCAUUGAUAUCCAUAUUUUAAAUUAGUGGUUAAGGUCUUAAACUACAUAUUUUAAUUGUUUUACAUUUGUAUUAUUUACUGUGUUCUAGCUUAUAGAUCAGGACGCGGGUAGCGCUGUGGGUUAAACCACAGAGCCUAGGACUUGCUGAUCAGAAGGUCGGCAGUUCGCAUCCCCGCGACGGGGUGAGCUCCCGUUGUUCGGUCCGUUGCUCCUGCCAACCUAGCAGUUCGAAAGCACGUCAAAGUGCAAGUAGAUAAAUAGGUACCGCUCCGGCGGGAAGGUAAACGGUGUUUCUGUGUGCUGCUCUGGUUCGUCAGAAGCAGCUUAGUCAUGCUGGCAACAUAACCCGGAAGCUGUACGCUGGCUCCCUCGGCCAAUAAAAUGAGAUGAGCGCCGCAACCCCAGAGUCGGCCACGACUGGACCUAAUGGUCAGGGGUCCCUUUACCUUUACCUUAUAGAUUUCAAUAUUAAC
Molecule: messenger RNA, 8441 nt
Organism: Podarcis lilfordi (Lilford's wall lizard)
Lineage: Eukaryota; Metazoa; Chordata; Lepidosauria; Squamata; Lacertidae
Source: the annotation of a GenBank genome assembly